This is a messenger RNA of Chrysochloris asiatica (Cape golden mole), 1605 nucleotides long. It is a transcript of the gene CCDC183, whose product is annotated as coiled-coil domain containing 183. The transcript is spliced from 14 exons. The record is from RefSeq and is a predicted model, not a curated record. Lineage: Eukaryota; Metazoa; Chordata; Mammalia; Afrosoricida; Chrysochloridae. Bases 1 to 1605 code for a protein of 534 amino acids.
AUGAAGGUGUACAAGGAAGGGGACAUGGAAGAGCAAAUCCAGGAGCUGAAGACCAUCACGCGACUCCAGGAGCAGUGCCGGUCACUGCAGAUCCAGGCGGUGAAGGAGAAAACAGUCCAGAACAAGGCAACGCUGGCCUUCCUACGUGGCAGCAUCCGGCACGGGGCCCAGGACUGGGCUCAGGCCCAGAAGAACGACCAGUGGACAAUCUCCAAGGCCUGCGGGACGGACGUAGCCAUGAGGCUGGCACACUGCCGCAGCACCAUAGAGGUGGCACGGGAGAAGCUACGCAAGUACGUCUUCGACCGCGUGAACGUGCACAAUGUGUUGAUACACCUGGUGCGGCAGCGCGGUCAGAAGCUAGAGAGCAUGCAACUGGAGCUCGCCAGCCUGGAGAACCAGCCGGAGACCACCAAGGAGGAGCAGCGGCAGCUGCAGAUCAUCCGCCAGCUGGAAAACAACAUCGAAAAGACCCUGAUCAAGAUCACCACGAGCCAGAACAUUCACCUGGUAUAUGUGGACCUGCUGGAUUAUCUGAAGAAAGAGCUGGCAGAAUACCCCACACAGCUGGACAAACUACAGAGCCUAGUGGUCAGCUACUGCUCGGAGCUUUCGGACAUGUCUGUCAUGUCCCGAGACGCCAUGAUGAUCACCGAUGAAGUUAAGAUGAACAUGAGUCAGGCAGAGGCUUCCUUCAUUGAGGAGCGGAGGGCGCGGGAGAACCGGCUUACUCAGCAAAAGAAGCUGAUUGACAAGAUCCACACCAAGGAGACCAGCGAGAAGUACCGGAGGGGACGGCGGGACCUGGACUUCCCUUCUAGCCUGAUGAGUACAGAAAGCCUAAAGGUGAAGCGGAAAGAGACCUCCAAGGCUGACAUCGAGUACCAGGAGAAUGUGACCAUGAUGGUAGACCAUGUGAAGAGCGCUGUGCGCUGCUCCCACCUCUGGGACAUCGCAGGCCGCUUCCUGGCCCAGAGGAAUACAGAGGAGAACCUGCAGCUGCAAAUGGACGACUGUGAGCUACGGCGGAAGCAGCUGGGAAUCCUGAUGAAGAAGCUGGAGUUGGAACAGGCUGUUCUCAAGUUCCACCAGGCACCCAGCUCCGUCAGCUUUGCAUCUGUUGAGAAGAAGAUGAUGGACUUGCUCAGAGAGGAGGAAGACCGGCUACAUUUGGCCCUCAGCAAUGUGACCAAGAGCCAGAAGCUGCUACUGACCAUUCAGACGGGCAUCGACAACCUCUACAUCCGGCUCAUCGGCAUCCCCACGCCGAUAGGCCAGAGAGACAUGGUGCCCUCCAAUUCCCUUGACGUGUACAACAAGCUGAUGUACUGCGAGAGGACACUCACGUUCCUAAUGGACAGAGUGGAGGGGCUGACCCCGUCCGAGGAGGUCAUCACGAAGGUAAAGGACGCCCUGGAGGCCUCCAUGCUUAAGGAGAAGCAGAAUACCAAAAUCAGCUUUGAAGACCGGGAGGAGGACGUGAUAGAAACUUUCCAGUUUGCGGACGUGGACCACAGUUACGUGCCUUCGCGGGCCGAGAUCAAGAAGCAGGGCCAGCGGCUGAUCGAAGGAAAACUGAAGACGCUCAAGAAAAAGAAGAAGUAG